Linum trigynum is the source of this 1478-nucleotide messenger RNA. Lineage: Eukaryota; Viridiplantae; Streptophyta; Magnoliopsida; Malpighiales; Linaceae. The record is from the annotation of a GenBank genome assembly.
AGAAAUUUCUUUAGUCUCGAGUCGAAAAACCCUGGUGCAAAUUAUAGAUCCCCCUAUCUGGAAGAAAACUUGGGAUAUUCUGGUUCCUCCAAAAUUAAAAUUCUUCAUCUGGCAAUGUCUAAGAGUGAUUCUUCCAACUGUGGUAGCGCUUAAGUCUAGAGGGAUUAAUUGUCGUACCCGGUGCCCGGUUUGCUGGAGAAGUCCAGAAAGUAUUGAACACCUAUUCUUCAGAUGCCCCUUGGCCACCAGAUUGUGGUCGCUUAUGGGCCUAAAUGACUUCAUUGCCUCGGCCCCGACUGUGAAUUUCAGUCUCUGGUGGCGACAUGUUAUGCUUUCUGAGCACCCCCAAACCCAUGUUCUCCUGUACGUUUGCGUAUUGUGGAGAAUCUGGAAGUCUCGAAAUAAGGUGGUUUUUGAGUAUUUGCAACCUCAUGCCCAGUCUUUAGCUCGCCAAUGUUUUUUCCAAUUCCGUGAAGUCUCUUCUUCUCUUCCUCCUGCGCCUGCCCCUCCCCAUCAACCUCCAAGUUCUCGUCUUCCCUCCUGGGUCCCUCCUCCUGAUGAUUUUUUGAAGAUCAACUUUGAUGCUGCGGUUCGUGUUUCCGGUUGUUCGUCUGGUCUAGUAGUUCGUGGAGCAGACGGGCAUGUAGCUUUGGCAGUAGGGUUUCAGCACUUCGGCGUUACUGAUCCCUACCGCACGGAGCUUCUUGCUGCCAGAGACGCCAUCUCCAUGUUGGUCUCCAAGUCACUCCCUCGUGUCAUCAUCGAAGGUGACUCAGAAGUGGUGGUUCGUCAGCUUCGUCAGGGUGCUUCUUCUGAUCCCCUAGGAGGACCGGUGCUUCGGGAUUGCUUCAUUCUCCUUGCUUCUGUUUCUGUCUCCUUAGAAUUUAGGGCAGUGCCUCGGACUGCUAACAGGGUUGCCCAUAGAGUGGCGCAGAAAGCCCUGCUUCUUUCUCCUCUUGAGUUAUGUUCUUUCGACUUUGUUGGAUGGCUUCAUUGAUGUAAUAGUUUGGGAGGUGUUCUGGUAGUUUGUAUAGUUCUCUCUUUUGACAUUUCUUGGAAAAAAAAAACUCAUAACCAUAGUAUAAUGAGUGGGUGGUAGAGUCGUGUUGCAAAUGGUUUGGUCCGGUUCGAUGGAAAUUUUCCAAUAGUAGCAUCUUUGAAACUUUUUUUUUUUUACAAAAAUAGCACCCAGCCCAUAAAAAUUACAAAAAUAGUAUCAUUUUAAAGAAACCGCACCCUCCAGCUCCAGGUGCGUUUUUAUGUAUAAACCGCACCUUGGAGGUCCGUUUCGUGCCACAUCAUCCUGGGAACCGUACUAGGCAGGUGCGGUUUGUGUUUCCUCGCCUGCGACCUUGGAGAGCGUUGGAUGAGGCGGCGAUCCAAGGGCGGACCGCAUGCCACCUCAGUAAUCUGCGCCAUGGAUCGAAGACCGCAUCCUGCAGGUGCGGUCAGCCCCUCAAGAAACGCAGAACGCAUCG